AGUACCUUUCACUGUAACUGUGUCCUUAUUCAUCUUUUAAUUCUCAGCGUGUCAUAAUUUCUUUCUUUUUUUUCUGAAUGAAUUCAGCUAGGCUUCAUGGCUUGUUAUCGUACAGCGGUUAGACAACUGGGCUAACGAGUUUGCUGCACCUUUGCUUACGAAUGUACAGAGUGAAACAGGAACAUUUGAAAGGAAGCAAAGAACAGGAACAAUGACACAGGAACACUGAAAUUAGCAGAAUGUCUUUCUUUACGGCUGCCGAUGGUAAUGGAACGCACAUGUGCAGUACACACCUGUGCGUUGGCUGCUCUGGCAGGUGAAGAAAAGCAUUUAUUAAAAACAGUUUGCAGCAACUCUAGGAGUUGGGAAAGAUGUAUCAGAUUGUCUCGGCAACCGUCGGGGAUGUUGGGCUCAGUGCCAUGCGAGAAUCCACGCCUCCCAAGAAGAAGAGAGUGGAUCGGCAUGGACGUAGGCUAAUGGUGGCAACCUUGCUCGGGGUGGUGCUUGUGACCGCAGCUGUGGCAGCCUGGAGCUACUAUUCCACCUCACUGCGCAAGGCAGAUCUACUGAAGACCGAGCUGUUAGACCUCAACAAAGACGGCUUUGUCAUCCACAACCAAGCUGGAGCAGUCAUCUUCCAGAUGACUUUUAGAUCAGACUCUCUUGAUCUGGAUUCUUGCUUAAAAGAAGGCAGAGUUCUCACCUGCAGCCGAUCCAGUGCAGGGAGCCUGAAUUUCUUCAUUGAGACAGUGAAACCCAAGGACACCGUGAUGUGCUAUCGUGUGCGCUGGGAGGAGCUUGAAACUUCCCGUGCAGUAGAGCAUGCCAUGGCCUACCACGGGUCGCACUGGUACGGCGGAGGAGAGACCAGAUCCCAGCACUGGCCUAUUGUCUUUCAUGGAAGCCAGGAACCUGAGCCCUUCAUCACAGGUGAUGUUGGUUCAAAACAACGGGUCUUUGGGAACAUCUUGGAGCGUUAUUGGCUGUCUUCCAAUGCGACUGCUAUCAAAAUCAAUGACUCCGUCCCUUUCCAUCUUGGCUGGGAUGAGAACAGCAAGAUGAUGCGAUUCCAGGCACGGUAUGAAAACAGCCCGUACAAGGCCGAUUGUGGACGGCCUGUUCGUGCUGAGUUGAGCUAUCGUGUCUGCGUUGGCCAUGAUGUUGGUUCCAUACAUAAGUACAUGGUUCGUCGAUAUUUUAACAAGCCCAGUAAAGUGCCUUCUGAGGCCGCUUUUAGACAGCCGAUUUGGUCCACCUGGGCCUUUUUCAAGACAGCAGUGAACCAGGACAAGCUGCUGACAUAUGCAUCUGAAAUCCAGACCCAUGGCUUCAACUGGAGCCACCUAGAUCUAGAUGAUCAGUAUACCAGUGGCUAUGGGGAGUUUGAUUUUGAUCCAGUCAAGUUCCCCAAUGCAUCUCACAUGUUUAAGAAACUUGGGGAUGAUGGUUUUAAAUUCACCCUGUGGACACAUCCUUUUGUGAACUACAAUUCCACUAACUUUGGCACUGGAGUGGAGAGAGGGCUUUUUGUGCGAGAACCUAGUGGCGAAUUACCUGCCUUGAUCCGCUGGUGGAAUGGUAUUGGCAGCAUCCUGGACUUUACCAACCCAGAAACCCGUGACUGGUAUGCCUUGCACCUUCGUAAUCUAAAGAAUGAAUAUGGAAUAGCCUCCUUCAAGUUUGAUGCAGGAGAGACCAGCUACUUGCCCCAGCAGUUCAGCACCUUCGUGCCCCUUCAGGAUCCUAGCAUGUUCACGCGUCGCUACACAGAGAUGGCUAUACCCUUCAAUGACCGUGCCGAACUGCGCGCGGGGUACCAAUCCCAGAACAUCUCCUGCUUUUUCCGGAUCACCGACCGCAACUCGCUUUGGGGUUACGACCUGGGCCUCAAGUCCAUCAUUCCUACUGUGUUGACCGUUAGCAUUCUUGGCUACCAGUUUGUGCUCCCAGACGUGAUAGGCGGGAACGCUUACCCAGACUACACCGAUGGAGAGAAGGGUUUCCCGGACCGGGAGCUCUACAUCCGCUGGCUGGAACUGUCGGCAUUCAUGCCAGUUAUGCAGUUUUCAAUACCUCCAUGGGUCUACAACAAUGAGGUUGUGGAGAUCGCCAGGAAGUUUACAGCACUUCACGAGACCCUGGUGGCUCCUCGAGUACUUAAGCUCGCUGGGGAAGUGUUGAACACUGGCGAUCCUAUCAUUCGUCCUCUUUGGUGGAUUGCUACAGAUGAUGAGGCUGCCUACAAGAUUGACUCACAAUUCCUCAUUGGUGAUGAGCUUAUGGUAGCCCCGGUGCUCGAGCCAGGCAAACAGGAGAGAGAUAUUUACCUACCUGCUGGCAAGUGGAGGAGCUACAAGAGUGAACAUUUUGACAAAGGUCCCAUGCAUCUUACUGACUACCCAGUGGACUUGGAUGAGAUUGCCUACUUUGUGAGGUCAGCGUGAUGUGAUCAUAGAAGGGAAGUAUUUACCCACAAUAAAGAUACGUUGCCUAUAACAGUCCAUUGAAUAUUAGGCCGCCUUGUGUAAUUUUACCUCAUGUCUGUAUGCCUUGUUGCUUUAUGGAUAUGCUGAAAUGUGUCAGUCACGUAUUGUUAUGCAUAGGCUUUGAAGUGGAAUUGGGAGGUGGGAGAGUGGCAUUCAAAAAGAUGGAAAUAUCGGACUGUGACUGCGUGGGCUUUUGCCUAAAACAAUAUACUACAGUAUUGGGAAAUUCGUUAAAACAAACAAAGCAAAUAAGGAAGAUGGGAAAUAUAAUGGAGGUUAAAUUUGCCCAUCAUUGCAGAGUACGUAAGUGAACACUAGUCUUAACACUGGGUGAAGUAAACAAAUAUGAUGUAAUAUUAUAUAUUGGCAGCGUAUUAAUAUGACGACACAGAGAACAUUGUGAUAUUUUUCUUGUCACUUCACGUAGUAAUUCUCAAAAUGCCUUUCACUGUGAAACCCAAUCAUGGCACACAUUCAGUAUGCCAGUCAGGGACUGUUCUGUCUUAUGUAAACAAGUAUUUUUGUUGAAUUCAUAAUUCCUCCCAAACUCAUCACGUCAUUUUUAGAGCACCAUUUUUCAUUGUUGUGCAUCUAAUCUUUGGUUUGCUUGCUUUUGUAACAAUUUCAACUAAAAAAUUAAUAUUUAACUAAAGCCGUGAGGUUUGUUUUUUGUUCUUACUGCCCUUCAAGUGGCCCAGAAGCCUAAGAGAAAUAAUAUGCACACAUUGGUUUCUGUAUAUGUUGUUGAUUUUUUAAUGCUAUGAAUUUCAUCCUAGUCCAGGUUAUCCAAAGAGCAAGAAAAUCAAAUGCACUGUAAUGGCUUUUAAAUGUAAAAUGGUAAAGAGGAAUCCAAGGUGCCUUGUUGGUUUUUACAGAUUCUUAAUUGUAGGAUGUCAAAAUGUUGUCAUAAUGAGAUACCUCACACAAAAGCUAUAGAAUUUUAACAAAUUCCAUUUAUUGUUUAUUUGUAAUAAAUACAUUUACAAGAGAAAA
Molecule: messenger RNA, 3479 nt
Organism: Electrophorus electricus (electric eel)
Lineage: Eukaryota; Metazoa; Chordata; Actinopteri; Gymnotiformes; Gymnotidae
Product: alpha-galactosidase MYORG
Biological process (GO): skeletal muscle fiber development; carbohydrate metabolic process
Molecular function (GO): hydrolase activity, hydrolyzing O-glycosyl compounds
Source: RefSeq, a predicted model, not a curated record